UAUGAGAUCCUUUUGAUCAAAAAAGAUGCCGAUCAAGCUGCCAUCAAAACAGCUUAUCGAAAACUAGCCUUAAAACAUCAUCCAGAUAAGCAACCUACUACUUCAACUGAGGAAGAAAAACAGAAAGCCACCGAAACAUUUCAGCAAAUUGGUCUUGCUUAUGCAAUAUUGAGCGAUCCCUCAAAAAAAUCACAUUAUGAUACUACAGGAAACAUCAGCACAGAUAAUUUGAAUGACGGUGAUAAAUCAUGGUCAGAUUAUUUUAAAGAUCUGUGGUCAGGAAUUGUUAGUGCAGAGACCAUUGAAGCCCAUUCAGAAAAGUAUAGAGGAUCCGAGGAAGAGGAAAAAGAUGUCCUGAGAUUUUAUGAGCAAUUCAAAGGCAAUCUAGAUUCUAUCCUUGGUCACCUUGAAUGUUCUACUGCUCAUGACGGUCCUCGCCUAGAGAAAAUCGUCAACAAACAUAUUCAGAGUGGGGCUAUAAAAUCACGCAAAGCUUUUGAGGCUACAAGUACUUCAAAAGCCCAUGCCAAAAGAUCUAAGCAAGCGAAGAAAGACGAGGCUGCUUUCGAGAAACAAAUGAAAAAAAGCAAAAAUCAAAAAGAAAAGGAAAAUGAGAGCGAUAACACUUCACUCGAGGCUAUGAUCCUUGCGAGACAACAGAACCGACAAAGUGGUUUGAGACACACUCUCGACUCUAUAGAAAAGAAAGCCAAAAAAGAACAAGCUUCGUCCUCCGAGUCUUCUUCCAAG
Messenger RNA from Phycomyces blakesleeanus NRRL 1555(-), 750 nucleotides. RefSeq lists its product as hypothetical. The annotation marks the transcript as partial. The transcript has 2 exons. Gene Ontology annotation, cellular component: cytoplasm; nucleus. Gene Ontology annotation, molecular function: heat shock protein binding. The record is from RefSeq and is a predicted model, not a curated record. NCBI's taxonomy places the organism in Eukaryota, Fungi, Mucoromycota, Mucoromycetes, Mucorales, Phycomycetaceae.